Messenger RNA from Penicillium egyptiacum, 12549 nucleotides. NCBI's taxonomy places the organism in Eukaryota, Fungi, Ascomycota, Eurotiomycetes, Eurotiales, Aspergillaceae. The record is from the annotation of a GenBank genome assembly.
AUGGUACCAAAGCACCCCGAACAUGGUAUGAGGCCAUCAACAGACUUCCCUGCUACAGGGGCCAUCACCCCACCGGGAGAUUCGGUGGAGGAAGCACUGGUCUCGUCCAACAAGGAACCCCUUCCUCCAUCUCCGUCGACUGAGAAGGAGAAUGAGAUAGACGGAAUUUGGCAACAAGUGGCGGAUCAAUGCCAUUGCUCCCUGGAAGCGAUUGAAGAUGUAUAUGCCUGCACCGCCCUCCAGGAAGCAAUGAUAGCCCUCACUUUCAAGGACCCAAGAGCAUACACCAUCGAACACGAAUACCGUCUGCCACGAGAGAUUGACCACCAUAAGCUCCAAGAGGCCUGGAUUACGACGGCCCAAGCCAACCCGAUUUUGAGGACUCGUAUGAUACCGACUAGUCAGCGCGGAUGUGUGCAGGCAGUGGUGCGAGGAUCAAUCCCAUGGCAGGUGCAGGAGACCGACGACGGCAUAAAUGGUGAAAUCACUAGCCCUUCCUGGCGAGCAGGGGCUCCGCUGGCGUAUUUCUUCUUCAAUGUCACCGAACAUAAGCUGAAAGUGACAAUCCAUCAUUCCAUCUGUGACCACUGGUCUAUGGCAUUGUUGCUGCGCCAAGCCGACGCCGCCUAUAGAGGCGAGGAACUGUCUUUCCACCCCUUUCGGCCGCUGGUGGAUCAUGUACAGCGGACCCAAGACAAAGCCAAUGAUUUCUGGGAAUCCAUGUUCCGUGAUGCACAUAAGGCCACGAUGAGGGCAUUUCCUCAACUACCCACAGUGGGUCAUGCUGCCAGACCAACCGAGAGGCUAGAGAGGUCCUUUAACAUCCAAUCUGGCAAUAGUUCUUCAAGCACAGUCGGCACCAAGGUUCGGUUGGCUUGGGCGAUUCUGCAAUCGGUUUAUACUGGCUCCGACGAUACAUUAUUCGGAGCAGUAAACGCGGGCCGCGCAGUGUCCGUUGAGGGAGUCCAGGACUUGAGCGGACCUGCACUCGCUAGCGUACCGGUACGCAUCAAACUGUGCGGGCAGAGUACCGUGGCAGAUACCUUGGUUGCGGUACAGGACGAAUGGGCUGCAUCUAUGGAGUUCGAACAUGUUGGACUGCAAAAUCUGCUUCGCCUUGGACCUGGCCCAGCGGCAGCGUGUCAUUUCCAGACCCUGCUCUCGAUCGAGCCUCGAGAUGGCCAUCAACUUCCCGAGAUAUUCUCCCAGAGUCAAUCGACCCAAUUGACAUAUGAUAUGUAUCCCUUGAUCCUACGAUGUCGCCCCUCGACCAUGACAAUGUGGAUUGAGGCUUCUUUUGACCCGGCAGUAACCGAGUCCAUUCAAAUGGAGCGAAUUCUCUCCCAAUUCAUCCAUAUCUACGAGCAGAUCGACACUAAAUCAGGCCUCACACUUUCUGAGAUCAGUCUUGUGAGCCCCGAAGAUUUGAGCGAUCUCCGACGUCAGAACAUUUUGACAAAGCGCGCUGAUGCCAUGUCGUGUGUUCAUUCUCUAAUUGAAAGACGCACACGGCAGCAGCCUCUUGCCCCGGCUAUCAGUAGCUGGGAUGGCAGUUAUUCAUACCUAGCCCUUGAUGAAUUGUCUUCAGAAUUGGCUGGUCAUCUUUCUUGGCAUGGUGUUGGCCCUGGGUCAUUUGUACCUCUUCUCUUGGGAAAGACUAAGUGGAUGGCUGUCGCCAUGCUUGCUGUGAUGAAAGCUGGUGCUGCUUUUGUGCUGCUAGAGCCGUCACACCCACAAUCCCGAUUACAGAAUAUGUGUGAAGCUAUUGCGGCUCCCCUGGCAUUGACUUGCGGCUGGCAUAUUGACCUGGCGGCCAAGCUUGGGGUCCAAGCAUUGCUCAACGUGGAAACCUUUGAUUCGGAUCAGCUGCGUUGCAAUAGCUCAUCUCAGAAGCCCUCGGUAAGCCCACAGGAUCCCGUCUAUCUGACAUUUACCUCUGGAUCCACGGGAACCCCGAAAGGUGUAAUUGUUCAUCACGAAGGCUUUGCGUCAAGCUCUGUGGCUCAUGGCCAGCCAUACCACAUCACACCGGAGUCGCGUGUGCUACAAUUUGCCUCUCCGGCAUUUGAUUCUUGUAUUAUCGAACAUCUCAGUACGCUGAUCCAGGGAGGCUGUGUUUGCAUUCCGUCAACGGACGACUGCCACAGUCAUCUUGCGGAAGCUAUGAACCGCUUUGCUGUGGAUGUUGCGUGUCUGACCCCCAGCGUCACCCGGAUCAUUAGUCCCGACAGUGUUCAGUCCUUGAAGGUUUUGAUGUUUGUCGGAGAGGCAGUUCUGGCUAGCGACGUUGUCCGCUGGGAGCCUUUUGUACAUGUUGGAAAUGCGUACGGGCCAGCGGAGUGCUCAGCAGUGUUCAGCGUGCAACCAAAUCUCAAGAGCAAUGAUCCAGCGAACAUAGGAUUUAGCACAGGAGGAUCUGGGUGGGUCGUCCACCCUGAAGAUCAUCGGGUGCUCAUGCCACUGGGAUGCACUGGAGAACUAUUAAUAGAAGGACCAAUCGUUGGCAAGGGUUAUCUAUCGAAUCCCCAGCAGACGGCUCGGUCUUUCGGAGACUUGGUGCAGGCUACUGGGGAUGGUAGUUUCCGAUACUUCGGACGGAAGGAUACUCAGGUCAAGCUACACGGACAACGCUUAGAACUGGCGGACAUUGAAUAUCAUCUUCACAAAGCAUUUCCGAAAGCCCGCCAAACCCUUGCAGACGUUCUUCGUUCAUCUCCUAAAGACAGCAUGAACGAUCAUCGACCAGAGGCUUUGCUGAUAGCGCUUAUAUGUCUCCCUGCGUCUCCGGAUGACGACGGCAAUCAUCAAGCACAAUUUCUUCCUCCAACCGACGAGUUUCGUGAAGCUUGUGCUGCAGCAGAGGCCAGCAUGUCGGAUGUUCUACCAUCUUUCAUGAUUCCAAGGUUUUACCUACCAUUAUCCCAUGUACCUCUGACGCCAUCUGGGAAGACCAAUCGACGUUCUAUCCAGGAGCAGGCCAAUAAGCUGUCAUUGGAGCAGAUGAAGGGUUAUCGAGCGGUGAAAAUGCAACCGGAGGCGCCGUCAACUUCUCGCGAGGAAAAGCUUCAAGAGAUCUGGGCCAAGACACUAAAUCGAACUGUUGAAGAAAUCGGAACCACUGAGAGCUUCUUUCGUCUGGGAGGGGAUUCAGUCAGCGCGAUGCAGGUCGCUGCAGGCUGCCGUACCGUCGGACUCAAAGUAGCUGUUGCGGAUAUCUUCCGGUUUCCAAGCAUCAGGCAACUGGCGGAAAAGAUCCAAGAUUCCGGAUCCGUCUCUUUUGCCUCAGCCGGGGAAGACGACCAAACGGAGGUGUGGUUUGAACUUUCUCCAAUACAGAAACUCUUCUUUGAGCGGGUACCCAAUGGUCACAACAAAUUUACUCUCGAGUUCAUUCUCCGACUCGGCAAACCCCUUCCCGCUCCUGAGAUUAAACGAGCGAUGGAGAAGAUUGUCGCCACUCAUUCUAUGCUCCGCGCCCGUUUUGAACAACGAGCAGAUGGUCAAUGGGGACAAAUUAUUGGUCCUGAUGUGGCUAGGAGUCUUCGAUUUAGAGAGCAUCGGGUACCGUCUAUGAAUGAUCGUAAAGCUUUGCAGAGGAUUUUGUCAAUCAGCCAGAGCACGCUUGAUAUCGUGCAGGGAGUGAUAAUUGUUGUUGACGUUAUCACCACAGACACUGGGGAGCAGUUUUUGGGGUUGAUGGCCCAUCAUCUUGUCAUUGACCUAGUGUCAUGGCGCGUCCUUCUGCAAGACCUGGAAGAUAUCCUCAGCACGGGCCGUACAAUCCAGCCUCCCUCCAUAUCAUUCCAACAAUGGUCCCGGCUGCAACAAAGCUAUACCAGCGUGUCUCUUCAUCCCGGCGAAACAUUGAAGGCAGAAAUUCCACGUCCCCCAAUGGACUACUGGGGUUCAGAGGCUAUCAUGAGUGCGAACACUUGGGCGGAUGCGACGCGACGAACCAUCACAGUAUCGCAGCAAACAACAGAGGCAAUAGUUGGUGCUGCAAAUGGCGCAUUUCACACUCAGCCAGUGGAAAUCAUUCAGGCAGCCGUACUUUACGCCUUUGUUCAGGCCUUUGACAAUCGACCUGCACCCACCAUGUUCAGCGAAGGACAUGGGAGAGAGCCAUGGGACCCGGAGAUCGAUAUAUCCCGCACAGUUGGGUGGUUCACCACUAUUGCACCUUUGUCUUUGGAUGUAUGUAAAGAGGACAAUGUCAGGAGGAUCUUGCAGCUCACAAAAGACGGCCGCCGCAGCAUAUCCACCAACGGAUGGGCAUACUUUGCGUCACGAUUCCUCCACCCCGAGGGACCGGAAAAGUUCCAGAGUCAUUCCCCAAUGGAGAUUCUUUUCAACUACACCGGUCUUUUCCAACAAUUUGAACGGCCAGGUGCCCUCCUUCAAAUGACAUCGGUCCAAGAUGAUUCCCUUCUCCCCAUGGCAGCUGACUUGCCGCGCAUGGCUCUCAUUGAUGUGAACGCAACCGUCAUGAACGGCUCCCUCAACUUGUCCUUCAUCUACAACAAACGAUUACAGCAUCAGGACCGACUUGAGCAAUGGACCAGCAAUUGCCUACAGACCCUUGAGAAACUACCCAUGGAGCUGCAGCAGGAACAGCGACUAGCCGCUGUCGACUUUCCAUUGCUAUCUCUUGCAAGCGAGGACCACCUUCACAGCUUACUCCAUCAGGUCUCAGGUCGAUUCGAUGUGUCUCCGUCUGGAAUAGAGGAUAUGUUCCCUUGCUCACCCGUUCAACUCGGCAUGUGGUUGAGCCAGUUAAGAAACCCUCAAGUAUACUGGUCGCAUAUCCGGUGGUCUCUGUCCCCAACGUCCCCCAACUGCCCAAUCGAUAUCACUGAGGUGAAGCAAGCAUGGCAGCAGGUUGUUGACCGUCAACCAAUCUUGCGCACUGUCUUCACCGAUGGCGUCAAAGGGCACGGUCAUCCUGUCCAAGUAGUUCUGAGAUCUUGCGAGGCAAACAUCAAGGUGUUGUCGGGAUCGGAAUUGCGUGCGGAGGGCCAAGUUCCGUCCCUUUCGGAUGAGUUCCUGUUGAAUCCAAAAUCCUCAAACGCGAAGGGUCGCCCACCACAUCAGCUUACCGUCGCAAUUGAGCCUCAUGGUGGAGCUUACUGCCAGCUGGCUAUCCACCACAUUCUUGUUGACGGUAUCACGGAGCAAAGAUUAUUGUCGGAGUUCCACCAAGCAUGCAAUGGGGCACUAGACACCGAGCCUGCGGGCAGCUAUAGCAGGUACCUGGGUUAUCUGCAAACUCGGGACCAUAGGGCCUCGGAAGCUUAUUGGAAGGAAUACUUGACUGAUGUUCAUCCAUGUGUUUUCCCGUCGCUUGGAUUGAAAGAGCACGGGACCGACUCGAGCUCUCUAAAGUCCUUACCAUUCUCCAUGGAUAUCGGACAAGAACUCCGCUCAUUCUGCCAGCGUCAUAGCAUCACCAUUUCUAGUCUCCUACAAGUCGCUUGGGGUAUCGUUCUUCGUGUAUACACAGGCAGCGAGUCUGUAUGCUUCGGGUAUCUGAAUGCUUGCCGUGAUAUUCCGGUGCAAGAUGCGCACAAUAUCUCCGGACCUUUGAUCAAUCUUCUGGUUUGUCGCCUAUCUUUAGCUGAUGAAUCAUCUGUCAUGUCAGUGCUUGCCGAAAAUCAUGCAGUCUACGCCCGAAGCCUUGAUCACCAACAUUGCUCUUUGGCAGAGGUCAUGCAUUCUUUGAAUCGCUCCGGUCAACCUUUGUUCAAUACCGCGAUGACAUUACAAAAGGAUGCCGGCAAUCUGUUUUCUGAGAAGUCUGAAAGGAUCAAGUUGCAACCGGAAGACGGAAUUGACUCAACUGAGUAUGACCUGACCAUCAAUAUCACUUCGCGUAAAGAGACCAUCGACUGUGACUUGACAUACUGGACGCACGCUGUGGCUGAAGCUCAGGCUGAACUGGUGGCUGACACCUUUUCUCACAUCGUCCUGCAGCUUAUUGAUCCCGCGAUCAUAAAUCUAAGCGACGUCAAUCUAUCAAUGGGAAAGAAUGAGCUCCAGAUGCUUCGUUUCAAUUAUAAGCUGCCGCAAACUGUGCGAUCUUGUAUUCACACAGACAUACAACGAAUGACGACAGCGCAACCCGCAUCCCCUGCAGUCGAUGCCUGGGAUGGUCAAUUCACAUAUGAGACUCUCAACCUUCUCUCAUCUCUAUUGGCUAACGACCUGGUCCACCUUGGUGUCGGUCCCGAGGUAUUUGUGCCAAUAUGCCGCGAAAGAUCCGGAUGGACAGUUGUCGCCAUGAUUGCCAUUAUGAAGGCAGGUGGCGCAUUCAUCUUGCUUGACCCAUCGCAUCCAGCAGAGAGACUGCAAGAGAUGGUGCAAGUGGACUUCCAGUGUCCAGUUAUCAUUACCUCAUCGAAGCACCGCGAACUUGCAGCCAAUCUAGCGCCGAACCCCAUAAUCGUGGAGAACCUCAGCCAAAUAUCGCAUUCGGGCAUUCGAAAAGACGGUAUCCCAUCGGUGACUAGUCCAAAGUCCGCCGCAUACGCUGUUUUCACGUCUGGCUCGACCGGUAGGCCAAAGGCAAGCGUCAUCGAGCACCAGUCUUUCCUAUCGGCGUCAGCCGAGCAUACCCAGGUACUUGGUCUUGACAAGAACGCCCGAGCCAUCCAAUUUGCCUCUUACGCUUUUGACGCUAGCAUUGUGGAAAUGAUCGACACACUUUUGGUCGGUGGCUGUAUCUGCAUUCCCUCCGAUGUAGACCGAAAUCAGAGACUGGGUCAUGCAAUCCGCGAGAUGAAAGUAAACUGGGCGCUGCUGACCCCUUCUGUGGCACGCAUCAUAAACCCGCAGCAUGUUUCGACCUUGGAAACACUUGUACUCGGCGGAGAGGGCAUGACUAGGGACGAUAUCCGUCGCUGGUCACCGCAUGUAUGCUUAAUGAAUGCCUACGGUCCUUCAGAGUGCUCUGUGAUUGCCGCGGCCCAGCCAUCAUCGCAGUACCUCUCACAAGAUGAAUCAAAUAUUGGACAUCCUGCAGGUUGUGUCGCAUGGGUGGCGCAUCCAAACAGACCGGAGAAGCUCUUACCUGUGGGUGCUGUGGGAGAACUGCUCAUCGAUGGUCCUAUUGUCGGUCGCGGUUACGUUAAUCGCGCAGAAGCAAUGGCAGCGGCAUUCGUUCCAUAUUCCACUUGGUUAUGCAAGAUCCGUGGUUCCCGAAAAGGCGUCUUGUACCGAACGGGUGACCUUGUGAGACGUCUUGUGGAUGGCUCUAUACAAUACAUCGGACGGAAAGACCGUCAGGUCAAGUUGCGUGGGCAGCGUAUCGAGCUUGCUGAAGUUGAGCACCACGUUCAACAGUGCUUCCCUAUCAAUGACCCUGAAGUCUUUGCGGACUUGGUCUCACCAGGAGAUGCCAAAGAGGCACACUUGGUGGCCUCCAUUAUCCAACCAGCAGACAGUUGCGAUUCUCAGGACUUCGAGGCGGCCGUGGAGCAAAUGCAAGCACGUCUUCAGGCAGAUGUUCCAGCUUCCCUUAUUCCCUCUGCAUUUAUUCCUGUCUAUCAGGUACCACGACUGGUGAAUGGAAAGAUUGACCGAACACAACUGCGCCAUGCAGCAUCUCAAGCGCUACGAGCACAGAUUGGUCAACAGGCGACAAACUGCCGGCUGCGACAGCUAAGACAAAUGACGAAAGGAGAAAUUGCGUUGCGAAAUUGCUGGGCUGAAGUCCUGGCUCGCCCUGCGGAGACAGUCGGGCCUGACGAUAACUUCUUCCGCUUAGGUGGAGACUCGAUUGCAGCAAUGAAGCUGGCUGCCGCAGCUAGCGAGCAAGGCAUUCAACUAGGCGUCUCGGAUAUUUUCCUGCAUCCCAAGCUUAGCGACCUCGCACUGAAUUGCUCACUUGCGGGGCCGAAGGAAUGGCCAAACUCCGAACCAAAUGAGUUGGAUGACGCCGUGCCCCCGUUUUCAAUGCUCUCGCCAAAUCACCGGGAAGAAUUAAAAUUACAGGCAAUGGAACAAUGCAACCUCCCGAGAGAGCAAAUCGCGGACAUAUACCCCUGUACCGCACUGCAAGCCGGUAUGGUAGCUUUGACGGCGGAGCGUCCCGGGUCAUAUAUCGCAUACCAUCGUUUCCGUCUAGGGACAGACGUUGAUCUGUCCUUAUUGAAGACUGCUUGGGAGACGGUAGCAGAACACAAUGCGAUUCUGCGCACCCGAUUCAUUUAUUCGGAGUUUGGCUUCAUGCAGGUCCUGGUACAGAACAGCGAGCUUCACUGGAUCUCGGGGAACAUGAAGGCAGAGAAGAAGUUACAAUGGAACGUUCUUCUAGGCCAGCCACUAGUACAGUUCGAAGUCAUUCCGGUGCCGAGCGAGGAUUCCAGUAUAUCUCAGCAACUGGACCUGAUUAUCACCAUUCAUCAUGCUCUGUAUGACUCUUGGUCACUGCCUCUGCUUGUGCACCGCGCACAAGCGGCCUACCAGGGCCAGGCAUUGGAGCCCUCCGACAUGACUCCAUUCAAAGAAUUCAUCAAAUAUUCCAUGUCGCAACAAAAGGACGCGGUCGAACACUGGCGCCGUGAAUUCCACGAACUUACCGCCGAGCCAUUCCCCACACUUCCUUCCACAUCAUAUCGACCUCAGGCGUCGAAACAGACGGUACGGACGAUUGAGACCGGCCCAGUGAUGGAUGAACGUGUCAGUCGAACUACCGUCAUUCGUUUCGCAUGGGCCCUUGUUCAGUCUCAUUACCAGAGUAAUGACGAUGUGGUAUUUGGCAUUGUGUCCCCUGGCCGAGCGGCAUCCGUCAGUGGUAUUGAGGGCAUGGCUGGUCCAACAAUUGCCACACUUCCUUUGCGUGUGCAGAUCGACGAUAGUGCGACCGUCUCAGACGCCCUCAGAAAUUUGCAAGAGCGGACAAUACAGCUCAUUCCAUUCGAACAAGUUGGGCUACCUGAAAUUGCUGCCAUAGGACCGGAAGCCAGGCAGGCUUGUUCAUUCCAAACCCUCCUUGUCGAGGGGAGAGGAGAGGUCGAAAACUUGGGUACCGCCAAUGGUCCUAUGGAAGCCAUGGGAACAUCAUCGGGGGAUGCUGCGUCAAACACAUACGCCAUCCAAAUAGCUGUUAUGCUCAAGCCAAAUAUGAUGACUAUUGCAGUUUCCACUGAUGAGACUGUCAUUCCAGCAUGGCAAGUGGAACAUAUUCUGGACCAAUUCAGCCACAUUUUGCAGCAGGUGCACCGUCAUCCAGUAAAGCUGGUGCACGAAAUUGCUACACUGAAUGACAACGAUAUCCAGCAGCUGCGAGCCUGGAACGUCGGAUGUCCGGCACGAUGUCCAGUGUCGAUCACUGAUGUGAUUUCGCAGCAUUGUGAGAGGCAACCAUUGAGUUUAGCCGUGUCGUCUUCGAACUUCAGUCUAUCCUAUAAAGAACUAGACGUUCUUUCUACCAGCAUCGCCAGCCUUUUGCGUUUGCAAGGAGCAUCAUCAGAGGUCUUCGUUCCAAUAUACUUGGAUCGGUCAUGCUGGACUGUGGUAGCGGUGUUGGCCGUGCUCAAGGCAGGCGCAGCCUUCGUCCUUCUAGACACCUCACAUCCACAAGAGCGGCUUCGGAAUAUCUGCGAACAAGUGAAGCCUCCUUUCAUUCUUACAUCGCCCGAGCAUCGUCAUAGAGCCGAGGCGCUGUUCCACAAUGUCUUGAUAAUGCCCCAGAGCAUCAACUCCGAGUGUGCAUCGACACCAGGUCAUAAGACGGCCCGUUUGGGCGUAGACCGUGCUCUUUAUGCAGUCUUCACGUCUGGUUCAACCGGUGAACCCAAAGGAGUUGUGAUUGAGAAUGGUUCAUUCAUGACAAUGAUCAAUAAAGUUUCUCAUUUGAUGGGUAUUGGCCCAGGUGCCCGCGUCUUGAACUUCUCCUCCUAUGCUUUCGACGUCAGCAUUACGGAAAUACUUGGUUCAUUGCUUGCGGGUGCUUGCAUCUGCGUUCUGACGGAGUCUGAGCGCAGAGGCCGACUAAUUGAGGCCAUGCAAUGGCUACAACCAUCUCAUGCCUAUUUAACCCCCAGUGUGUCGCGCGCAAUAAUACCAAACGAUGUGGGGUCACUCCGGACGAUCAUGCUCACUGGAGAAGCCCUUCGGUCAAGCGACAUUAAGCAGUGGGUGCCACAUGCACAUAUAGUAUCCGGUUACGGUCCAGCAGAAUGCACGGUCACGUUUACUGUGCAGUCCGCAAUUGACUCGACCUCGCAAGGCGGGAAUAUCGGUUUCCCGAUUGCAGGCGCCUGUUGGGUGACCGACCCACGGAAUCCUAACCGAGUUGCUCCUAUUGGUGCUGUGGGCGAGCUGCUUCUUCAAGGGCCUCUGGUGGGUCGCGGAUAUUUGAACAGUCCGGACCAAACAGCUAUAAACUUCAUAUCAUCUCCAACAUGGAUGCGACGUGUUGGCCUCACUGGUGGGCGGGUCUAUCGAACAGGCGAUCUUGUUCGUUAUGAGAAGGACGGAUCUCUCUCGUUUGUAGGACGAAGGGACCUCCAGGUCAAGCUACGAGGUCAACGUUUUGAGCUUGCAGAAGUUGAGAAGCAACUGCAGGAUAUCUGGCCCGAAGAUCUGACAGACAUCGUGGCUGAGAUUGUGACUCCGAAGGCUUCCAUGAGUUCAAAAUGCUUGGUUGUCUUUGUCGCUCCAAAAGCGGCUGAGUCGGCUGCACUGGUAUCCAGCCCAGCAAUCCCUUCCCUGGAAAUUGUUGCCACGACCAACUUUGCCGCCCGGAUAUCAACCGUCAAACGCCAACUCGGUGAUAUCUUGCCAGAUUAUAUGGUACCGUCUGCAUUCGUGCCGCUUCGACGGAUACCUCAUAGCGCCAGUGGCAAAGUAGACCGAAAGUGGUUGAGAGACUCGGCGGCGAGCGCCACGCGAGUGCAGCUGGAGUCAUUAUUCGCUGAAGCCCCUUCAGAUAAGCGAGUGCCCGCCGUAGGGACGGAGCGGGAAUUGCAGCACAUCUGGGCGAAAGUACUCGAUAUUGCCGCCGACAAGAUUGGCGGUGAGGACAGCUUCUUCCAAUUGGGGGGUGAUUCCAUCUCAGCUCUCAAAGCCGCAUCGAGGGCUCGGGCAGCUGGGAUUCAGCAUUCAGUGGAGAGUUUGUUCCAGUGGAAAACAAUAAUGCGUGUUGCCGAACACGCUACCAUUGUGAACUCCGCCGACAUCAUAGAUGGGGUACAGACUGCAACUUCCUUGCGGUACCAUAUACCCUACUCCCUGAUUACGGUUCACGAGCGUGCAGAACUCUUUGCUUCGCACUCCACACCGGGACAUGCGUUGGCGAAAGAGAAUGUGGAGGAUAUUAUCCCGGCACUCCCAUUCCAAGUGUUCUACAUAACCCACGCAUCGCCAGUCUGGAUGGCACAAGUAUUCCCAGCGGCCCUGGACAUCAAUAGACUGGAAAGCAUGUGCAGGCAGGUUGUUGCGCACCACAGCAUCUUACGCACAGUAUUUGUGGAGGCCAAUGGCCGGUUCUUCCAGGUGAUUCUCCGGGAAGUUGAGCCCGUGCUGAAUGUUGUUCACUGUGAUGAUCCAGAGGCAUAUGUUGCGCGAGAGUCCGAACGUAAGGUUCCACCUUGUACGGCACAGGGUAAAAUGCCCGUCAGCUUCACUCUCGUCACUAGCCGCAUCAAACAGGUCUCUGCAUUAAUCGUUCAGAUAUCCCACGCGCAGUAUGAUGGGGCCUCCAUACCGUUGCUGUGGAAGACAAUCAAAAAAGCCUAUCAUAACGAGCCUCUCACACCGGCUAUACAAUUCAAGGAUGUCGCCUAUAAGCGAAUGGGCGAUCUGAACAAGGCCGAGAUUUCAUUCUGGCGAAGAUACCUUGAAGGUGCUCCGUCCGCUGCUCUUGAUCCCCUUAAUCAAACUGGAAAGACACGAGUUUUGGAAAAUGACAUAGUCGAAAAGCGCCAAACGGAAAUGCCCUCUCUCCCGCCUGACAUGACCGUGUCAACACUCGUGAAAGCAGCCUUCUCAUGGUUUCUGUUUGAGAAAACUGCACAGUCUGAUAUUAUCUUAGGUCAGGUUGUUCACGGACGUGGAAGUUCGUUUUUGGACGCGAAUACAGCCAUUGGGCCCUGCUUGAAUCAUCUGCCCGUUCGAAUCAGGAUUGAACCUGAUUCAACGGUGGAAAAUUUCUUGCAUCAUGUUCAGGCACAGCAGGUAGAAAUCACUGCCCAUGACGAGGCAUCGUUCGACGCCAUCGCAGAAUGUUGCACAGGAUGGCAACCUGGCUCGAAAAUGGCUUGUCUUGUUCAUCACCAGAGCGAAGAAGCCGCGGAACCCUUCGAAAUGGGUGGUGUUCGCUCGUCGUCUAGUUGCAAUUGGGCUAGCUCCAAGUUGGAGCACGGUCAGCUGGGUAUCAUUUCCGUGGAACGCGGAUCCCAGCUUGAGCUCAUGGUCACAGCCACUGAGGAUACCAUGGACCAACGUAGCGUUCAGGUCCUGUUAGAGAAGCUGGUUACCACCGUUCAGUUGUUCUCGAAGUUUACCCAGUCCCAGUUGGCAAGGGUGGCUAGCAGGAUCUCCACAUGA